Molecule: messenger RNA, 2832 nt
Organism: Closterium sp. NIES-67
Lineage: Eukaryota; Viridiplantae; Streptophyta; Zygnematophyceae; Desmidiales; Closteriaceae
Source: the annotation of a GenBank genome assembly
AAGGGCCAUGAACGAUGUGUUCCGCGAAGCAAUCGGGCACUUUGUUCUGGUUUACCUUGACGACAUCUUGGUUUAUUCCAAGACUGAAGAGGAGCACACUCAACACCUAAAAUGGGUGUUAGGAAAGUUGCGAGAACACAAGUUCUAUGCUCGUUUAUGGAAAUGCCAUUUCUACAAACGCGAGCUGGAAUACCUCGGUCAUCUUGUCGGGAACGACGGACUCAAAGUCGACCCCAAGAAGGUGGUGGCUGUUCAGAAUUGGCCCGUCCCACAAGACGUGGGCCAGAUCAGAUCCUUCCUAGGCCUGGCCAAUUAUUUCCGCCGGUUCUUGGAAAAUUACUCAACUGUCGUUGCCCCUCUGACAGCACUCACCCGAAAGGGUAGUGCAUGGGAGUGGACUCGACAAUGCCAAGAGGCAUUUGACAAAGUCAAAACAAAGCUGACAAAUGCUCCGGUUCUGGUAUUGCCAAAUCCUUCUAAACCCUAUGAGGUGGUCACAGACGCCUCGACAGUAGGGAUUGGGGCGGUACUCUUGCAGGAGGGCCGCCCAGUGGCAUUUGAGAGUAGGAAACUCUCCCCGGCAGAGCAGCGCUAUACGACGUCAGAACAAGAGUUGCUGGCGGUCGUGCAUGCGCUGCGCACAUGGCGAUGUUAUCUGGAAGGUGUGGAGUUUGUGGUCACGACAGAUCACUGUCCGAACACCUAUUUUUCUACUCAAGCCACGCUCACUCGGCGCCAAGCCCGCUGGGCAGAACUCCUUAGUGGGUUCACAUUCGAUAUUCGAUAUCUUGCAGGUUCUACGAACAUGGGUGACCCCCUCAGCAGACAGCCGAUAGGGGCAGCGACUCGGCUUGAAGAAACCGAGGAUAAGGCACCGCCAAGCCAGCCGCAUUGUCGCGGAAAUGCGAGCGGCGCGCCGGGCUGCCGCGCUUUCCGCGCGAGAACGGCGUAUCCCUUCUCGCGCCGGGUCGCGCGCGCGAGGAGCAGGAGCCAUGUUGCCCACGAAACGGAAACCGGUUUCCAAGAAACGGAAACUGGGAGCCAUGAGAAGCGAUUUAGGCCUUCCCUUUGGCCAUCUCGUGUCUGCGUUUUGAGAGCUCGUUCGGAUAUCACCGCCGGAUACAGCUUUCUUGCUCCUGCUAUAGCGCUCUCCUCCCCCGUUUCCCUGCUCGUCUGCCCUUCGUCGCUCUCACUCACGCGCGCACCACAUCAAGUCUCAAUCGCGUCUAACGUCGUACUAUCGUUCGCCAUCGCCGAUACUAUCGUCAAAGCCUCGGGCACCCGAACAACUUGUUCAGCAUCAAGCCUCCUUAAAGGAGGAAAGCGGCAUCGCUCCGCGCGACAUCUCAUUCUCCUGUCGCCUCACCGAGGAGGAGCGAGUAGCAUUGUAUCAACCGAGGCUCUUCGCGCAUCUGUAUCAACGGGUUGGAUCCUCCUGGCGACACCGCGUGCGACAUUUGAUUCUCCUUUGCCGAGGGGUCACUUCGCGGCAAUGGCAGCAGCAGCAGCAGCAGCAGCAGCAGCGAGCAUGUCGCAUUGCCAUCGUCGUCGCCGGCUCUGCAGUUCCCGCCUGCUGCUUCUCGCGGUGUCGCUGGUCAUGCUGGCACUGGCAGGCGUGACCACCGCUGUCCGCCUGCCUACAAGUAGCGGCUCUUGCUUUGAUGUCACGCCGAAUGGCCCAUGUGGCACGUGGGAUGGUUUCUUUGGGGAGUGCACGGAGACAGCCACAGGGUACAAAUGCACGUGUGAACCUACAGGCAUGGUGGCCGACCCCUUCAACAAUGGUUCUCAGACUUGCGUUGCUGACCCCUGCAAGACGAAUGGAGCCGGUCUGACAUACGACCGCUGCGGCCAGAACGGCACGUGCACUGUGGUGGGCAAGGGCAACACGUGCACCUGUUCUGGCACCGACCUAUUGUAUAACGAUACGAGGAACUCUCAGAUAUGCUUCGAAGAUCCCUGCAAGGCCAUCGCUCUUUGGCCCUUUGGCCCCUGUGGGAAGAACGGCACAUGCACUGUGGUGGGCAUGGGCAACACGUGCACCUGCAACUCCACUGAAUUCGUUGUCGAAUCCGGCCUGGACGCCACGUCCCCCCAGCAGAUAUGCUACAGCAACCUCUGUCUCUCCGACCCCUGCGGCCCCUACGCCACACGCUGCUUGCCUCUGCCGGGUUAUUAUAACUGCACUUGUGCUGCUGGCGCCCUGCUGGUGGGUACGAGUGCGGAGGAGAACACUCCCUACUGCAAGCCUUCUGGCAACUGCAAUGACGGCACGCGGUACGGCCCCUGUGGCGAUUGGUCUCAUCAGGAGGGGGAGUGCACGGAGACAGCCACAGGAUAUAGCUGCAUCUGUGGACCUAGAGACAUGGCGUUUGAUCCCUUCAACAAUGGCUCGCUGACUUGCAUCGAUGAUCCCUGUAAGCACGACAAUCUGUGCACGAACGGCACGUGCACUGUGGUGGGCACGGGCAACACGUGCACUUGUUCUGGCACCGACCUGGUGUAUAAGUCAUCGAAUACCUCGCAGAUGUGCAUGUCUGCGGAAACGGCUCGAUAUGUUUUACACCCUGAAAAUCUUAUCAGCACCGCCAAGAGUGCAUCCACUGAAUAUUCACUUCGACCUCCGUUGCUUCAGAUGUUUAGCAUUCUCUUCUCCAUCUCGAUGUCAAUCUUCUUCUAGUGAUGUUGGCUUUGUCAAACAUAUAUUUACGGUAUAUGCUACUACAGGAUAGUGCUAAAUUAUAUAUGUUAGAUAUAAUUGUAGGCUUGGCAGGUGUUACCGAAACCUGCUGUAGAGGGUACAACCCCCUUGUAUCCCGCUCUCUUCUAAUC